ACGGACAGACGGACGGACGGGGUGAGAGGAUGUGAAGAUGGCGGAGCUGCAGAUGCUGCUGGAGGAGGAGAUCCCGGGGGGGCGCCGGGCCCUGUUCGACAGCUACACGAACCUGGAGCGGGUGGCCGAGUACUGCGAGACCAACUACAUCCAGUCAGCAGAUAAGCAGCGAGCCCUGGAAGAAACCAAAGCCUACACAACGCAGUCAUUAGCAAGCGUAGCCUAUCUGAUCAACACUUUGGCCAACAAUGUUCUCCAAAUGCUGGAUAUCCAGGCAUCCCAACUUCGACGCAUGGAAUCUUCCAUCAACCAUAUUUCACAAACGGUGGACAUUCACAAAGAAAAAGUUGCUAGAAGAGAAAUUGGUAUCUUGACUACAAACAAAAACACCUCAAGAACUCACAAAAUCAUUGCACCAGCUAACUUGGAGCGACCAGUUCGCUACAUCAGGAAACCUAUUGAUUAUACAAUUCUAGAUGAUAUUGGACAUGGAGUGAAGUGGUUGCUUAGAUUUAAGGUCAGCACACAGAAUAUGAAGAUGGGUGGGCUGCCUCGUACAACACCACCCACCCAGAAGCCACCAAGUCCACCAAUGUCAGGAAAAGGAACUAUUGGGCGUCACUCUCCCUAUCGUACAUUGGAGCCAGUACGUCCUCCGGUGGUACCAAAUGACUAUGUGCCUAGCCCAACGCGCAAUAUGGCUCCCUCACAACAGAGCCCUGUUAGAACAGCUUCUGUGAAUCAGAGGAAUCGCACAUACAGCAGCAGUGGGAGUAGUGGAGGAAGCCACCCAAGUAGUCGAAGCAGCAGUCGAGAGAACAGUGGAAGUGGAAGUGUGGGUGUUCCUAUUGCUGUUCCCACACCAUCUCCUCCCAGUGUCUAUCCAGCCCCUGCUGGCUCGGCUGGCACUUCUCCCCUUCCUGCUACCUCUGCUCCUGCCCCCACUCCUCCUGCCCCUUCCUCUGCUGCCCCAGAUGCUGCUGCUGCUGCAGGAGCGCAGCCCCUUGCUGAUGGCUUCACCUCUCCAACUCCCCCUGCUGUUUCUUCCACACCCUCUACAGGUCACCCAGUUCAGUUCUACAGCAUGAACAGGCCUGCAUCUCGACACACACCCCCAACAAUAGGGGGAUCUUUGCCAUAUCGGCGUCCUCCUUCGAUCACAUCACAGACCAGCCUUCAAAACCAGAUGAAUGGAGGACCAUUUUAUAACCAGAACCCAGCAUCCCUUGCUCCUCCUCCCCCCUCCAUCCUACAGGUAACUCCACAGUUACCACUAAUGGGAUUUGUGGCCAGAGUUCAAGAAAACAUUUCAGAUGCUCCUCCCCCUCCACCGCCUGUGGAUGAGCCAGUGUUCGAUGAAUCUCCACCUCCACCCCCACCUCCAGAGGAUUAUGAAGAGGAGGAAGCAGCUGUGGUGGAGUACAGUGAUCCAUAUGCUGAAGAGGACCCUCCUUGGGCACCGAGGACCUACUUAGAAAAGGUGGUGGCGAUCUACGACUACACAAAGGACAAAGAAGAUGAGCUCUCGUUUCAGGAAGGUGCCAUCAUUUAUGUCAUUAAGAAAAAUGAUGACGGCUGGUAUGAGGGGGUCAUGAAUGGAGUGACUGGGCUUUUCCCAGGGAACUAUGUGGAGUCAAUCAUGCAUUACUCAGAGUGAAGACUAGAGGACGGAAUACUGCAUCUCCUGCUGCAGGAGCUGUCAGGGCUUCCCACAUCUCCACCAGCCUCUGGGGGCCCCCAUCCAGUGUGACUGAAUGAAGGAGAACUAUAACAACCACUCUUUUUUUUUUUUUUUUCUUUUUUUUUUUGGUCAUUCUAAACAAUAGUGAUUUGAGUUGUUUGAACAAAUGGCUCUUCCGGCUGCCAGCAGAAGCCCAUCUGACAUUUCACUGAGCAGACCCAUUCAGAUGUAACAAACUCAUUGAGUAGCUGAUACUUCAGUUGAAUUCUGACUUCUUCUGACAGGCUUUGGGAUCUGCUUCAGGAAUCCUGCGUGACCUCACGGUACUACUGUUGGCAGCAGUGCCUGGCGCUUGGGAUGUCCUGAAAGCUUGCGAUGAAGGGUUACUGGCUGGUGGACAUCCCUCCUGUUUCUACACUUACACUCCUGUGCAGCUGGAAGAACAGUUGUGUGCUAGAAAGCAUUGGGAUUUCUGCACAGAGCCAUUCCUGUAACUGACUUCCAGAUAGCUGGAUACAUCUUUAGCAUAAACACUUCUGCAGCUGCUCUGCACAUGUAGGCUGACACGGGCACACAGAGCUGGCUUUCAUUCGCUCACCUUUCCGUUUAGACAAUUAAGAUGGCUGCAGCCCAGAGGACCCCCACCCCUGUUCCCUCAUCUUUUGAAUGCCACAGAUUUUUUUUUUUUGUGUUCUGCACUGAUGUAAAUGUGCUCCUCUCCGCAGCGAGCUACUUGCCAUGGGUGCUGCUGGUUUAAACAGAACUCACAGAUGCCGUUGAUGGUGAAGGCGAAACAAAGUUUACAGGUCCUCCUGGGGUCUGAGGAUAAACUCUAGGGGCUGUGAUCUGUGGUUCACAUCUGCUCACGCCUGCUUGCACUAGAGAAACUUACCCCCAGCUUUAGUCUUAUGCACAAUAUAAUCUUAAAAAUCCAAUCAGGUAUUGUAAAAUCGGCUAUUUUGUACUUGAUGACUAGAUUUGCAUAUGUACUGUGAGAGCCCUUUGCAGAGGCAGGAUAAACGGCAAUUGUCGUCUUCGUGUCUGUUGCCAAAAAUCUCUUCAGUGGAAGUAAAAAGGGCUGUUGUGUGUACUGGUUUCCCAUGGAAAUCCAAGCAGUAACUAGUAGUAGUCCUAUCUCUUCCCCCAGCCCCCUCCAUUGUUGUUAUAAAGAAAUAGAUACUUCGAGCUGUAGUGGUGGAUCUGGGGUGGAGAAAUACAAAGUGAAGGCUGUGUAGCCCCUUGUGUUGAGUUUGCUUUUUAGUCUCAGUUAAAAAUGCUGCUCAGUGAUUCUGCUUAGCAGAUCCGUGUUAAGUGAUGGCUGUACUAGUCUGCCCUUAGGAAGGACUAAAGGGUAUCUUUGGGUAAAUGUUAUGCAUUAACAGAGUGAACUGAUUAAAGCUCCUGUUGCAGUCCCGUUAGCCUGCAAAUUGAGCAAACCCCUGUAUGGGCAUCCUCCUGGACAAGUUUUGACUGUUGCCUGGCCAAGUUCCAGCUGAUACUGGCACUAGUCUGUCAAAGCGAGACAGUGCCGCAGCUCUCUUCUGAGGCCUUUGUGUAAAACAGAGCUGUGCGCAGGAGAGCAGUGCUGGGGUGGGGUUUGUGAUGGUGUAGGUAGUGAUACGGGUUGUUGACUCAAUCCACUGGCUUGGUAAUUAGUGCAAUAUCAGGAUGGAGGUGGAGGUUUGGUGCACACCUGGGCAGGGAUGUGCCAUAGCUGCUCGAGGGGGAAGGAGGAAACAAACAUGUGAGUUGUGUUUGUGGGACUGGGAUGGAUUUGAGCACCUGCUGUGAGCUUGCUGAAGAGUGCAUUAACUCCUGUGAUAGUGCAGAAGGAACUAGUUUGCUUGAAGCCUGCAGGAGGUACAGCUUAGAAGAAACCGGUACAAAGGCAGAAGUUACUUUCUCCCCUGCUCGGUCCACAGCUGUGUAGCCAAGACACUGUGGUCUUUCUGGAAGUUGACAGCAUUAUUGUUUGGGAUAAGUGUUAGCCAGAACAGAUACCCUUCUACCUUCCUCUGUGAAAAUUUCUGUCUCACAGUCAGACUAACAGAAGCAGCCAUGUUCAGUUCCCUCAGCCUAUCAGUUCUCUGGGAGCAAUCCUAGGAACCACUGGUUGUGCAGUCACAGGAAGGACUGUUUCUAGCGUCAGAAGGCGGGUCUACACUUUUUGCACAAGGACAUGGUGCUUGCAGCCUGGCUGGUGGCCCCAGUGAUGGAACAGCAGUAUUACACAAGCCUUUGGUGCUUGCAGAGUAGCUGUGCUUUCCAGGAGCUUUUCAGUUUUUCUUGCCCUGAGAGUGUUUGUGGUAAAGACUGAGCACGCAGAGCUCAAAUGCUUCAAGUUAUGGCAUUUGAAUGAGUUACUAAAUGAGAGCUGAACCUCACUUCCUGUGCACCCAUGCUCCAGCUGGGAGGUCAUGCAUUAGUGAGAUGUGUCUUUAACUCAGUCUGUGUAAGCGCAUGCGCUUGAAUGCUUCUGACGGGUGAGUGAGGAUAGCGUGUACUUACACCGUGUGUGAUACACAGCUGUGUCCUUCAUUCAGCUGGUGGUUCAUCUUGCAAGAUUUCUGUGUUGGGAGGACAGAGCAGUGUGAACUCUGGGAAGUGCUGAAUGCUUGCCAGAGCUCAGCACAGAUGAGGCCUCAAAACCUUGAAAGUGGAAUGUGUGAAGCUCCUUAAAGAACUGGCUUUGUUCUGAUGAGCCAGGGGUUAGGGUCCCUGCUCAUAGCACGUGGAAUUGUUUAUCCUGCAAGAGCUGCUGUGGAUGGAAUUUUUGGUUCACCUCCUGCUGGUUUUAUGCUUUAUUACGCAGUACUAAUGUAAAGAAAUUUGUUGAGUUUUAUGCGUAUUUUUUAUUUUGUACAGACUUUCAUUCUGUGGCUUGUUUGGGGAUGAUGGGAUGUAAUGGUCAUCGACCAGGCCAAGGUAAAUAGGCUUUGUAUAUUAAUGUUACAUAGAUUGCAUGCUAGUAAAGUCAGUGAGGGUUGUGUUUCCAGUUUUGUCCCUUGUACUUCUCCUUCUCCAAAACAAAUAUCCCCCCCAUUUUAAUUUAAGUGUUUGCUUUAAAAAGGGGGUGGAGUAUGGAAGGGGCGAGGAGAACAGAGAAACACCUCAGUAUUUCCAACAGGUGCACAGCAUCUCUUCAAUGAAUUCUCAUGCCACAGCUGAAGGUGUUCAGCAGCACAGACUGUUGAAUCAGCAGUGUGUAGGCAUGAAAGAGACUUGGGGGAUGGGGGACGGGGAAGGAGGGGAAGGAGACACUUCAGAAUAGCCCACAGUGUGGUAUGGCCUAAAUGAAUGUUUCUGCUUUUGUGAGAGCUGCCUUAGCCCAGCCAGGUGUUGUCACUGUGCACAGAAAUUGGUCAGCAUCCUCUAGUGGUGUAUUUUGCCUUGGUUUGCUGCAUCAGAGAUAUUCUCUUUUGCUUUUGGUCCAAGGGACAAAGCUAUUAACUACAGCAGCCUCUGCCACAUCUCUGCAUGAGAGGUCUGACUGAGUCUGGCCCCAUCUAGUGCCCAAGCAGGUUAUUUUUCUGGUGCCUUCUUUCUAGACUGAGGGAUGGCUGAGGUUGCAUGUGUCUUGCUUGUUAUAUUCCCCCCCCCCCCGCUUUUUUUUCCCCCUUUCCCCCUAUGAUGGAUUAAUGUUCUUUGUUUCUCCCUGGCUGUGGCAGCAGAGGGCUGAGCAGAGCAGGAGCAAAUUUUGCACUCGAGUGUCCCAAUAGUGCACCCACUGGCUGGAGUAGGCAGCAGCGAGCCAAAACAAUGCCUGAAGACUUGCUGGCCUGACUGGUUACACAGAGGCAGACACUGGUGCACUGGAGAGCCAUUGCUUCCACUGGAGGACAAGUGUAGCAUGGCCCCAGUGCAGAUGGCAGAGCUUGCUUUUUGUUAACAAGAGGCAAACCAUGUUCCUGGGACUCAGCUAGGCCUUGCAGUUAGUUAAGUUGGGCGUUUCUGAAAGUAGCUGGAGAUAGCUGCUAGUUUGAACUGUACCUGGGCAUUUUCUUUCUUUGCUGCUGAAGGUUCUUGGUGACAGCUGAAGUUGAGGUUGGCAGUGAUGCAGCUCCUGAAGUUACACUUCUUUUAUCUUGGGUGUUUCAGUUGAUCGUGAAAAGAAAGUGAGGCAGCAGCAAGACCAGUGCUCCUUUUCUGGCAGAGGAUUGGCUGCCUGCCUGGUGUUUAUGCAUGUGGUGUUGACUAGAGGCGGAGGAGGGCUGUGCAAGGAUACAAACUAUUGUGAUUCUGUAGUGUCUCCUACCUGUGCUUGAAGGUGACUUCAUGCUGUGCUCUUCCAGCAACUUCCACCAGUUCCUAGCAAGCACUGCAGAUGUUCCUCUGCCAGAAAUGAGCUUUCUUUUUAUAAUUUAUGUCUCUGGGCUUCAGGAAUAAAGCAAAACUUCCAUGUUUUCCUUUCUGCAAGGAUGAGUCUUUAUGUGGGGUAGUAUUUACAGGGCUUCUCCUCCUGGAGGGACGACAGGACAUCUUGUGAAACAGGUGUUUGUUCUCUGCAGAACAACUUGUUGGAUGCUGUUCCAGGAUGCUGUUGGAAAGACCAUGUUGCCGUGGCUCCUGUUCGGAGCAGUACUUGCAUAGAGAGUCAGCGUGACUGGCUGAGCACUGUAGCAUUUCAGGAAGCAUUACAGACCCCAGAGACUUCAGUUCCUAUGUUGACAAUAGCGGCAGUGACAAACUGUUGCAUUCACUACAGCAAGUAUUUAUAGCCCUAGAGAAGAUGGUGCUGUAAAUGAAGCACUUGCAGCUGGAUGAUGGGCUAUAGUUUGUGAGGUGCCACGUUCAAGGAUUUAUUGUGCUUUACAGGUAUAUUCACCUUCCCCACCUUUUUGCACCAAGCAG
Cuculus canorus (common cuckoo) is the source of this 6532-nucleotide messenger RNA. RefSeq names its product abl interactor 2 (gene ABI2). Gene Ontology annotation, cellular component: lamellipodium. The transcript is spliced from 12 exons. The record is from RefSeq and is a predicted model, not a curated record. Gene Ontology annotation, molecular function: SH3 domain binding. Bases 38 to 1657 code for a protein of 539 amino acids. Lineage: Eukaryota; Metazoa; Chordata; Aves; Cuculiformes; Cuculidae.